UUUGUCGUCAGUCCUAAAAUGCUUACCAUAGUGGAAUAUUAUAUUAUAGUUUUUUCAUUGGCAAUACUGGGUUACUUUGUGCACAAAAUGUAUUCACUAUGGAAAAGAAACCAGAGACAAGUCGACUACACCCUGCUGGGAAACCCUUUGAGAAUGAAGACAUGGGUGAAAUGGCUACUUGGAGUGUUGGUGGGGGUAGUUGUGGUCGUUGUCAUUGCUGUUCCUGUUGCCCUGUUGGCCUUUAAAGACGACAAGGAUGAUGCUGAUAGUGACACCCGGAGAACAUACACGUUGGAAGACUAUUUUGGUGAUGGUCUCCGAUAUAGAUCAUUUAGUGCACAGUGGGUUUCAGAAAAUGAGUAUGUAUAUCGAAAAGAAAACAACUUGCUUCUAUUCAAUGUCGACUCUAAAGCAACAACAGAAAUUCUAUCAAACACCACAAUAGAAAGCACCAAUGCAUCAUUCUACUUACUGUCUCCAGAUAGGAAAUAUGCUUUACUUCAGGACAAUUAUGUAAAGAUAUGGAGACAUUCAUAUGAAGCUUCAUACUAUAUUUUUGAUAUUGAGAAAAGAGCACUUGUAACAAAUAAUGAACUUCCUCACAACAUUCAGUACAUAACCUGGUCUCCAGUUGGCCAUAAACUGGCAUAUGUUUGGAAGAAUAAUAUUUACAUUAAAGAAACACCGGAGGGUCCAAUCAUACCUAUAACUACUGAUGGAGAGUACAACAAAAUUUUGAAUGGAAUACCAGACUGGGUUUAUGAAGAGGAAAUGUUUUCCACAAAUUUUGCUCUUUGGUGGUCCCCGAAUGCCAAGUAUUUGUCCUAUGUUCAGUUUAAUGACAGUGAGGUACCAGUAAUGGAAUACUCAUUUUAUGGUGCGGAAUCUGAACAGUACCCACAGACCAUUCAUAUUCCGUAUCCUAAGGCAGGAGCUAAAAAUCCCACCGUAAGACUGUUUGUGGUGCAUGCAGAGUCUCUGCAAAACAUAAGUCAAAAGGAGAUCCUUGCACCGGCGGAAAUGAGACCUAGUGAUCACUAUAUAAGUACAUUGACAUGGGUGACAGACCAAAAAGUGGCAAUUCAAUGGCUGCGGAGAAUCCAGAACGUGUCCAUACUUACUGUAUGUAAUGUGGCAGAAGCGACACAGAUUUGGAGCUGUCCACUGGAGAAACGUGAAGAGAGUACUACUGGGUGGGUUGGAAAUUUUGGACCUUCUGAACCGGUCUUUUCAUCUGACCACAGUACUUAUUAUAAGAUUAUCAGCAACGCAGAGGGCUUCAAGCAUAUUCACUUCUUUAAUGGAGACGCGGCUCCAAUUCCUAUAACCAGUGGAAGUUUUGAAGUAACUGGUAUAUCUUCGCUCACCAGUGAAUUUCUCUAUUAUAUAAGUAAUGAAGGAUUCCCGUCAAGAAGACAACUUUACAAGAUAAAAGUGGGUGGUGGAACAAGUAACCCUGAAUGUAUCACCUGCCAGUUACGCUCAGAAAGAUGCCAAAGAUAUGCUGCAUUCUUCAGCCAAAAUGCAAAGUAUUAUUUAUUAACCUGCAGUGGGCCAGGAUUACCAAUGUAUACCUUGCACAACACAAGUAACUAUAACGAAUUGAAUGUUCUGGAAGAUAACGAAGCUUUGAAGAUUUUAUUAGAUGAUAUUCAGAUGCCAACAAAACAGAACAAAACCAUUAAUUUGCAUGGAUUUGAGUUGUGGUAUCAGAUGAUCCUACCCCCGCAUUUUGAUGAAAAAAAGAAAUACGCUUUGCUGAUUGAUGUAUACGCUGGCCCUUGCAGUCAAAAAGUUGACCAGUACUUUCGCCUGAAUUGGGCCACAUAUCUUGCUAGCACUGAGAAGGUUAUUGUGGCGAGUUUUGAUGGUCGAGGGAGUGGAUACCAAGGCGAUAAGAUCAUGCACCAACUAAAUCACCGGCUUGGAACAGUAGAAAUAGAAGAUCAAAUAGCAGCAGUCAAACAUUUUACAGACCUAGGUUUUGUUGAUGAAAAAAGAAUUGCUAUUUGGGGAUGGUCCUAUGGAGGAUAUGUAAGUUCGAUGGUUCUUGGCUAUGGAAGUGGGCUGUUUAAAUGUGGCAUUGCUGUUGCCCCUGUAUCAAGUUGGGAAUAUUAUGAUUCUAUUUACACAGAGAGAUAUAUGGGUCUUCCUACACCAGAAGAUAACCUUGACAACUAUCUGAACUCAACAGUCAUGUCUAGAGCAAAGAACUUUAAGGAUGUUGAAUACCUUCUUAUACAUGGCACAGCAGAUGAUAAUGUCCAUUUUCAGCAGGCUGCUCAGAUUUCAAAGGCUCUUGUUGAUAAUCAGGUGGAUUUUGAAACAAUGUGGUACACAGACAAAGAUCAUGCAAUAUCAGGACUUGCAAACAGACAUAUAUACAUCCACAUGAGCCAUUUUCUAAAGCAGUGCUUUAAUCUACAGUAGUUCAAUCACUCCUGCCACCUAGUUCUUCUGUUUACCAAAGACAGACAAUUUUCUGUGAUUUAUCCAUGUCCUGUGAGGAUUAUAAUCCAAUAUAUGUAAGCAACCAAAAGAAAUAAUGAUACCAAAGAUCGAUGAAGCAAGGUGGACCACAAAGAAACAUCGGAACGGCUGACACAGGGCCAUGGCUCGUGCAAACUGGUACUUGAUGAAUAGGGAACACAUUUGUGCCUGCUGA
Pelobates fuscus (common spadefoot toad) is the source of this 2665-nucleotide messenger RNA. It is a transcript of the gene DPP4, whose product is annotated as dipeptidyl peptidase 4. Lineage: Eukaryota; Metazoa; Chordata; Amphibia; Anura; Pelobatidae. The transcript is spliced from 27 exons. Gene Ontology annotation, molecular function: serine-type endopeptidase activity. The record is from RefSeq and is a predicted model, not a curated record. Gene Ontology annotation, cellular component: plasma membrane. Gene Ontology annotation, biological process: proteolysis. The coding region runs from base 19 to 2430 and encodes 803 amino acids.